Parastagonospora nodorum SN15 is the source of this 129-nucleotide messenger RNA. RefSeq lists its product as hypothetical. The coding region runs from base 1 to 129 and encodes 42 amino acids. Lineage: Eukaryota; Fungi; Ascomycota; Dothideomycetes; Pleosporales; Phaeosphaeriaceae. The transcript has 2 exons. The record is from RefSeq and is a predicted model, not a curated record.
AUGUACACUGCAAAGAAGCAGCAACAAGAUACUGAUGAUGACCCGUGGCAGGACAUCCCUUCCGCUGCAAGGAUUGAAGAGGCACAGCAAGUACCCGUCGUUGAUCGCACACCUUCUGUAUCUGACUAA